AUGUCCGCCGCGGGGCUGAGGAGAAUGAGCCUCACCUUCCUGCUCUCCCUUUUUGCCCUCGGCCUGGCACAGGAGGCCCCGACUGACGCGGAGGCGGCGGUCCCGGCCCCGCCCCCCCCGGCGCCGGUGCCACCGGUGGUCGUCCCCGCAGGCACCCCGGAGCUCACAGGAGACGAGCUGGUCGCACUUCAUCGAAAUCAGUAUUUGCAGGCGUUGGCUGCCGCAGGUCACAAUGCUAAGAGAGGGGCUUGGCUCUACGGCGACUACAUAAAUGAAGUGGAUGGAGUGAAGGACCCCCUGACCUGCGCACAGAAGUGCACGGCUGAUGCGAAGUGCUACCACUGGAACUUCCACGUCGAGCGCCAGCGCUGCGACUUGAAAGCCCCGAACGGUGGCGUCAACGAGGACAUCGGUGACUGGAUUACCGGUGACGUGCCCCGUGCACCCCCAGCCGCCUCUGAUCUCUGA
Symbiodinium natans is the source of this 468-nucleotide messenger RNA. The record is from the annotation of a GenBank genome assembly. Lineage: Eukaryota; Dinophyceae; Suessiales; Symbiodiniaceae.